AUGGACUACCUUGCGACACCGAAAAGCUCGAGACUCUCGCGUGUCAUUGUACCUUAUUUGCCUGGGUUUAGUCUCGAUGACGACGAGUUCAGCUCGUACCCAUGCCGCGCCGGCUGCGGACACAAGCAGACUCUAGACAUCACACUCCCCGCCCGAAAGCUUGCCAGCCUCGCUCAAGAAUGGCUGUUCUUCGGGCUUAUUGACGGUCUACUCGGCUGUUCUGUGGAAAGAUCUCGAUUUAUCAGCAGCGACGGGCAAUCGAUCGAUGCCACAGCCUUGCAGGCGAUCAUGACCCAGGUCACUCUUGAACUCCGAUCAGCAGACAGCCAAGGGCGUAUCAAGACAAUCCAGCACAGACUUCACACGGCUGUCGCCGCCAGCAAGAGGCUGGAACGGGUGGUCACGGACGAUGAGCCGAGCAUUGCCGUCUUUCUGUCAAUCAGAAUCCUGACGGACUUCCUCAGCGGCUUCAUCGACACUGGCUUGUUGGCCGGAGAUUUUUAUAGCUUGACAACAACUACACUGGCAUCGACUCGAGCGCCUCAUGUCACAGUGCUUGAGGACGCGUCUGUCAAGCUUGAUGAACUGACACCUGUGCAACGACUGCUAUUUAACCGACUCAAAGGCAACGGCUGGUGUCACUCACAGAUCAUCACCGUCUUUUGCCGCACCGAGCAUCUCAUGGUCUACUAUCUCAGCUUUCUGGACCGUGAUGGGAGCCCUGAUAUAAACCAUGGGUCCUGUACCUAUCUCCUCUGCAAAGCAUACAACACCAGCGCGUCCACCAAGAGCGCGCGUCACGUUGUUGACGGUUGUCAGUGCGCUUUGAUCAGCCUGCCUGAGAAGGAACUCGUGCGCAUUAUCGAGAGUGAUAAGAUUCCGCUGGUGAGAAUCAAGAUGGCGGCGGAUGAAGAAGCUUUCUUGGAACUCGAGGCUUGCUCAACGUUUUCGGAUGCGCAAUACACAGCCAUGUCACAUGUGUGGAUUGACGGGAUGGGCAACCCCGAAAAAAACGCACUGCCAACAUGCCGGCUCACCAGGAUUGCCAAAUCCCUAUCGUCGCAUGACCAACCUGGCGAGAAGUCCAUUCAAACGCUCAAACGGAGCCCACUCUUCUGGAUGGAUACUCUAUGCAUUCCUGUGUCUCCACAAUAUGCCAACAUAAGACAGAAGGCCAUCAGCAAAAUGGCACUUAUCUAUACUGCAGCCGCUCAGGUCCUCGUUGUGGAUCGUGAUUUGGAAAAUAUGAGCAUCUCGGAGCGCUCUACUGCGGAGUUGACGGCGUGGACGGCAACUUCAAAAUGGAACACGCGUUGCUGGACCCUGCAAGAAGGGGUUCUUGCACGGAACUGCCUUUUUCAAUUCAAAGACACGGUUGUUCCGAUUACUGUUGAGGAUCGGUUCGAGCAAGACAUGAAGAUGUUCGCCCAUGACAAACCGUUCUGGUAUGGCCCUGUGAUAGGGGUCUACUGGUUCGGUGAGCGUCUCGGGUGGACCACCAUUGCUGCCGGCAAUCGGUGGAUUGACGGACCGCCAAUCAACCACGCCACUGUUGCAAAUGGUGGGCUGUUCUACGGCACCGAGCCAGCAGAAAAUAUUACAAAAGACCUGAUCUAUCGUGCCUUAAGGCUGGCCACAGGCUCAAUCUCGGCUCAGAGGCGACCCUUAGAACGGUUCCGGCACAAUGCCGCUCCACCGAGCCCUGAGGUCAAGUACCUACGCCUUCUAGAUAUAUGGAACCUCCUCGGUCGACGGCAUACCACCAAAGCAGAGGAUCUUCCAGACAUCAUUGCCAAUCUGACGGAUGUCAGGGCUUCCCGACUGAGAGACUUUGCUGAGUCGGUUGACAGAAUCAAGGUCAUUCUUAACUGCAUGGAUACAUUUCCCGCUGAAAUCAUGUACAACGACUAUCCCAGACCUCGCGCGGGCCAAAACUCCGCCGAUCGAUGGAUUCCCUCGAGUCCUGGACCAGAACAGGCAUUCGGAGACGCGCGAGUGUCGCCCAAGCCCGAUGGCCUUCUUGUGCAUUCGGGGGCUUGGCCCACGUCGAGGGUCUUGAAGUCUGGAAUCUUGUUGACAGAGCCAGGUGCUAUGCUUCUAUCAACCUUUCGCAUUCGUAUGACCCGGGAAGAAAUCAAAUUUGAAGUCACUCUGAACUGCCUACUGCCGAAACAGGAUGAGUUCUUGAGGAAUGAAGGCCAGCAAGCCUGUUUGAUGCUCGACAUACACGUUCCAAAAGUCCAAGGCAAACUCGGUCAGAUCACUGAUGAGGCGCUGGUUCGCGGAGCCAGGUUAUUGCUUCUCUCGUCAAGCGAAUUGGGUAAGAAGCAUGGCACUGUUCGAGCAAGGUUCGAUUGUCCUCUUCGAGGGGUUGCUCGAGUCUGCAAAGAAGAACAGACUGCCCCUACGAUGGUCGUCCAACCCCCCUUGAUCGCUUUACGGGAAUUGCCACCCGUUUGCGACACCUUCAUAGAGCAAUGUGAGUCAGUACUCCUCUUGCACCACAGAUGUUCGUUUUUUGACAUGUUUCAUAAGCCCUUGAUGAAAGGGUUCUAA
This is a messenger RNA of Verticillium dahliae VdLs.17, 2556 nucleotides long. Its product is annotated as HET domain-containing protein. The record is from RefSeq and is a predicted model, not a curated record. Bases 1 to 2556 code for a protein of 851 amino acids. NCBI's taxonomy places the organism in Eukaryota, Fungi, Ascomycota, Sordariomycetes, Glomerellales, Plectosphaerellaceae. The transcript has a single exon.